AUGUCCGAAGCUCAACUCCACAUUUCGUGUGUCAGACAUACUCGAUUCCCGCAAGACUCGAAAACUAGAUCCCAACAUCUGAUCACAUCCAGUACUUCGGGGUCACUGAAACGGAGGUUGCGCCGUCGAAGAAUCCAUGUUCCAGUUGAGGAGAGGGAAGAAAGACGGAUGCGUGUCCUGGAGUUACUUCCUUCGAGUACUAGUUAUGAGCGCAAAUCCAUUGCACACGUCACAACGAGAGCGAAGUUUAACGAUCAGCCUGUGCCUAACAGUACAGCCCUACACAUCACAUCGAUAUCAAAUCAUGGCAAUCUGGUGUUUCAUUAUCAGAAAGAGUUGCUGUCGACGCUGGAGAUCCUUCAAGUAUUAAGCCACGAAUGUCAGAUAAAUACGAUUGAAGAUUAUAUAUCUGUCGUGAAGCUACUUGUUCAUAAAGGCGCCAAAGUGGACCCAAAGAUCAUGCGAUUUCGAGCAACGCCGAUGGGUCAGACAAAGACAAUCAAGCAGCAAUAG
Molecule: messenger RNA, 513 nt
Organism: Botrytis fragariae
Lineage: Eukaryota; Fungi; Ascomycota; Leotiomycetes; Helotiales; Sclerotiniaceae
Exons: 2
Coding region: 1-513 (170 amino acids)
Source: RefSeq, a predicted model, not a curated record